Polypterus senegalus (gray bichir) is the source of this 1356-nucleotide messenger RNA. It is a transcript of the gene nrarpa, whose product is annotated as NOTCH regulated ankyrin repeat protein a. Gene Ontology annotation, molecular function: phosphatase regulator activity; protein binding; enzyme inhibitor activity. Lineage: Eukaryota; Metazoa; Chordata; Cladistia; Polypteriformes; Polypteridae. The transcript is spliced from 2 exons. The record is from RefSeq and is a predicted model, not a curated record. The coding region runs from base 479 to 817 and encodes 112 amino acids. Gene Ontology annotation, cellular component: cytoplasm.
AGAACUUAAUUUGGAGAGGAUUUUUGCAUAAAUCUAUGCCGUAAAAAGUGACUGCGAGAAAAGGGAGAAAAGGCGCCUUGAUCAGGAAACGACGAGAAAGCACUUACAGCAACGACCGUUGAAUAUUUUGCUCUACAAGAAAGGAAGUACUGAGAUACCUUCGUGCUGCUGCUGCUAAAGAGCUCGCUGUUCAUCGGGAGUUGGACCGCCAGCUCGCUGUUGGCACUUUUCAAUUCGGAUUUCUUUUUUUUUUUUCCAAAUCCCAGAUUUCUUAUCCGGACUUUUUUUUAUUAUUACUAUUAUUAUUAUUUUUUAAAUUUUAAUUUUACGUGGGAAGUGUAUUGUACCUGCCCGAUCGCACGUCCUUCUCCUCUCAUUUUGGAUUUGUACUUUCAAAAUCGGAACCUCUCGCAACUUCGAUCCAGGGCUGAGUCGGGACCUGAAACUGCCGAAUAAUCCCGUCCAGGUCCCCACCAUCAUGAGUCAGACCGAGAUCUCGACUUGCUCCGCGCCGCAACGGGUAUUUCAAGAGGCGGUGAAGAAGGGCAACACCAAGGAGCUGCACUCCCUGCUCCAGAACAUGACCAACUGCGAAUUCAACGUCAACUCGUUCGGUCCUGAGGGCCAGACGGCGCUGCACCAGUCCGUCAUCGACGGCAACCUGGAGCUGGUCAAGCUGCUGGUGAAAUUUGGGGCGGACAUUCGACUGGCCAACCGGGAUGGUUGGAGCGCCUUGCACAUCGCCGCUUUCGGGGGCCACCAGGACAUUGUCUUGUACCUGAUCACCAAGGCCAAGUACUCGGCGGGCGCCCGAUGAUGAGAGCCGCUGCGGCCGGACGACACCAAAUCGAGGGCCGCCGCAGUCCUCCGGGUGGCGAAAUAUAAACGCAUUGAAAGUGGCGCUGGCCUGGUACUCGAGCAGCGACGCGGAGGACUGGCGCACCACUGGGGGAUUCAAGAAGAGCGCCUUGAGAGCUGGCCGCCUGGGCGCGGAGGUGACCUUCUCGAGACCUGACCUGUAUAGGUGGCCUUCUCGCGUGGCUUUCUUUUCAUUCCCUCUUUUUUUUUUUUUGCCCUUUAUUUUAUUUUUUGUGUGUAUCGGAAUGUUUCUCAUUACACUGCGCGUCUUGGGGGACAAACUACAGCGGGCGAGCAAAAGGUUCCAAUGUCCUCUUCACCCGCCCCGCACAUUGAGCAGUUGAACAGAAUCAGUAUUUAUUGAACCAGCCAUGGACCCCCUGGGGGGUCUUCUUGGUUUUUUUUUUUUUCUCUUUACGAGGCAUGUUUGAUCUACGAAGGUACAUUAGCGCCAUUAACACUCUGUGGGUGGGAGAAGAUGCAACAGGCUAAAGCGAC